AUGGAGACAAUGGACAUAAGGCUGACCCUGAAGCACCCCGUGAAGAUCAUACCAUGGCGGAAUAACAAUUUCAGCAUUGUGGAAAAGGAGGAUCCUCUUUCUGAGCAGGCAGAGAUCUGCGUUGGAGUCUAUCUGCUGGUAUUAGGUCUGCUCUCUUGGAUUGGAAACAGUGUCGUGAUGUUGGUCCUUUACAGACACAGACUCGUCCUUCAGCCUACAGAUCUGCUGACGUUAAACCUCGCCAUCUCUGAUGUGGGCAUCGCCAUGUUUGGAUACUCAAGAGGGAUCACGGAAAUAUUCAACCUUUUUAGAGAUGAAGGAUACGUCAUCAAAUGGAUCUGGACCUGCCAGGUGAAUGGUUUUCUAACCCUGCUCUUCGGUCUGGCCAGUAUGAACACCCUCACCGUCAUCAGCAUCACCAGAUACAUUAAAGGAUGCCACGCAAAUAAAGCGCACUGUAUAAGCAGAAGCACGAUCUCCAUAUCCAUCAUCUGUAUCUGGACGGGAGCGCUCUUCUGGUCUAUGGUCCCUCUUCUAGGCUGGGGAAGUUACACAGACCGUGGCUAUGGCACAUGUGAGGUGGACUGGUCCAAAGCCAACUACUCCACCAUAUACAAAUCCUUCACCAUCUCUGUCCUCACCUCAUGCUUCGUCAUCCCUGUGCUGAUCAUGCUCUUCUCCUACGCCUCCGUCAUAAACACGGUGAAGAGCAGGAACACCAUGUCAGCGGACGGCUACUUCUCUGAAAGGCAGAGGAAAGUGGAGAGAGAUGUGACCAGGGUGUCUCUAGCAAUCUGCACAGCCUUCAUGCUGGCCUGGUCUCCCUAUGCGGUUGUGUCCAUGCGGUCUGCCUGGGGCUUACCCGUUCCUAGCACCACCAGCAUCUCCGCCCGUCUCUUGGCUAAGUCCGCCUGCUUCUGCAACCCGAUCAUAUACCUCGUCAUGAGCCCCAAGUUCCGCAAGGACGUUGCGGCCCUGGUGCCUUGCUUACGCGAGACCAGAGAGGUGGUGCGUCUCCAGCAAUUCAAACCAAUCAAACGCAGGUCUGAGUCGGCACCUGCCGGCCCCCACCAGCGAGACCUAAACCAAACCAAGCUGGAGCUCCUGGUGGACGACAGAGACUCUGGGGUCAACAGCCCCCUCCACACUCCGCCCCUAGUCAGCAAAGAGGUCUUCCACAUCUCCCUUCAAAAUCCGAGCAAAGCUUCUGGACUGCCAGAGUUUGAAAGCGACAGACUUUAA
This is a messenger RNA of Pygocentrus nattereri (red-bellied piranha), 1242 nucleotides long. Its product is annotated as opsin-5-like. Bases 1 to 1242 code for a protein of 413 amino acids. Gene Ontology annotation, cellular component: membrane. Lineage: Eukaryota; Metazoa; Chordata; Actinopteri; Characiformes; Serrasalmidae. Gene Ontology annotation, molecular function: G protein-coupled receptor activity. The transcript is spliced from 6 exons. The record is from RefSeq and is a predicted model, not a curated record. Gene Ontology annotation, biological process: G protein-coupled receptor signaling pathway.